GUCCUCAAGGGUUUCCCCGACUGCCUGCAAGCCGACAUCUGCCUCCACCUCAACCGGACGCUGCUGCAGAACUGCCGUCCCUUCCGGGGCGCCAGGAAAGGUUGCUUGCGGGCCUUGGCCAUGAAGUUCAAGACCACCCACGCCCCGCCGGGCGACACCCUGGUCCACGCCGGCGACGUGCUGACCGCCCUCUACUUCAUCUCCCGCGGCUCCAUCGAGAUCCUCCGGGGAGACGUGGUGGUGGCCAUUUUAGGGAAGAACGACAUCUUCGGCGAGCCGCUCAACCUGUACGCCCGUCCCGGCAAGUCCAACGCGGACGUGCGAGCCCUCACCUACUGCGACCUGCACAAGAUCCACCGGGAGGAUCUUUUGGAGGUGCUGGAAAUGUACCCAGAGUUCUCCGACCAUUUCUGGUCUAACUUGGAGAUCACCUUCAACCUGAGAGACACCAACAUGAUCCCGGGCUCGCCGGACAGCGACGAGACCGACAAGGGCUUCAACCGGCUGCGACGGCGCAAGCUCUCUUUCCGGCGACGCACCGAGAAAGGAUCGGCUGCGG
Molecule: messenger RNA, 559 nt
Organism: Pseudonaja textilis
Lineage: Eukaryota; Metazoa; Chordata; Lepidosauria; Squamata; Elapidae
Source: RefSeq, a predicted model, not a curated record